Messenger RNA from Hermetia illucens (black soldier fly), 901 nucleotides. RefSeq names its product cuticle protein 7-like. The coding region runs from base 103 to 819 and encodes 238 amino acids. Lineage: Eukaryota; Metazoa; Arthropoda; Insecta; Diptera; Stratiomyidae. Gene Ontology annotation, cellular component: extracellular matrix. The record is from RefSeq and is a predicted model, not a curated record. The transcript is spliced from 2 exons.
AAUAUUUUCUUCAAAAUUUAUUUUAGUAUAAAAUGGAGUACGACGAUUGAUACUGGUGUAGUGUAACAAUUGCAGUUGUAGUAACAACAUUAAAUAUCUAAAAUGGCAUUCAAAUUCAUCGUUGUUCUUGCUUUGGCUUCAGUAGCUAGUGCCGGUCAUUUGACUGUUGCCCCAGCUUAUGCUCAUGGAGGUUAUGCUCACGGUGCUUAUGCUGUCGCCGCUCCAGCACCUGCUUACGUGAAAACUAUUGCUGCUGCUCCAGCUGUCCUUAAAACUGUUGAAUAUGAAGCCCCAGCCCAAUACGAUUUCUCUUAUGGAGUAAGUGAUCCACUUACAGGAGAUCAUAAGAGCCAAGCUGAAUCUCGUCAUGGGGAUAAUGUUCAUGGAUCUUACAGCCUAAUCGACUCUGAUGGAUUCAAACGUACUGUAGAAUACACUGCUGACGAACACAAUGGAUUCAACGCCGUUGUCCGUCGUGAACCAUUGGCUCAUGCUGUUGCUGCUCCAGUGGCCAAGGUUGUUGCUCCAGUAGCUGCUGUUGCCCCAGUUGCUCAAUACGCUCCAGCUCACUAUACCGCUCAAUAUGCUCCAGCCCACUAUACCGCUCAAUAUGCUCCAGCCACUAAGGUAGUUUCUGCUGCUGCCCCAAUCCACUACGCUACUGCUCCGGUUGCUUAUGCUGCUCCAAUCGCCAAGUUCGCUGCUCCUGUUUUGGCCUCUGCUCACUACGCUCCAUCUGUUGUUGCCAAUGCUGCUCAUUAUGCACCAGCCACCUACACCUCAUACGGUGCACAUGCAGUUCAUGCCUACCACCAUUAGAUCCUGCAGAUUAAUAUUUUAACUGAUCAUAUCUUUGUAAAUUUUUAUUUGUUUGGAAAAUAGAACAAUCCAUGAUACAUUA